Molecule: messenger RNA, 3354 nt
Organism: Megachile rotundata (alfalfa leafcutting bee)
Lineage: Eukaryota; Metazoa; Arthropoda; Insecta; Hymenoptera; Megachilidae
Gene: Rassf
Product: Ras association family member
Biological process (GO): signal transduction
Source: RefSeq, a predicted model, not a curated record
AUACAACUUGAAUGAGCAGUGUACAAUUUCUCUACAAUUUUCAUUCAUCUAUGUACUCUAUGAUCCUAGCAAGAAAAUGUAAGUCAAGUGCUCGAUAGGUUUUCGAACCCGGCCAGGAACUAUUCAUUAUUCAGCGAAGGUUGCCUUACUAGUAACAUCUUUAAUUAACCCGCAUGUCAUUUUCAAUGUGCCUAUUUAUAUAGUAUAAACAAAAUGGAUUAAAAUCUUGCAAGAAUUAAUUUUGAUUAUUUUAUGGAGCUUACGAGUGUCCGCCGUCAUGUGGAAGUGCCAUAAAUGUGGGAAACCAGUAUACUUCGCUGAACGUAAACAAUCAUUGGGGUAUGACUGGCAUCCUGAAUGUUUACGUUGUGAGGAAUGUGGGAAACGUUUAAAUCCAGGCCAACAUGCAGAGCACAAGGGUGUACCAUACUGUCAUGUACCUUGUUAUGGAGCCCUUUUUGGGCCACAGUUAUUUGGUCAUGGAACAAGAGUUGAAUCACAUACAAGUUUCGGAAAAAAAGAAGCUAGGCCUUCAUUACCCAGAUCACACUUAGAGUCAAAGCUAAAAGUGUUUAACCAAUAUUAUGAAGGCAAAAGCGGUGGAAUACGAAGUCGUGAGGUUAAUGGAAGAUUGAUACUGGAAGGAGCACUUCGGAUUUAUUGGGGUGUUAGGGGAGUAAUUCAUUUGAAGGAAGAUGAUGAUCAACGUACAGUAGUUACCGCUCGAAACCGGAAUUCGUGCAGACGUAGUGUUUCCGAUAGUAUAGAAGAUGAAGAAAAAGAGGAUAAUAUAGAGAAGGAUACAGUUGAGCAAGAUGUGGAAACUGAAGCAAAAUCUGUCCCAACUUCUCCCGAUCAUCUUAAGAGUCUCACUUUACCAAUGAAACUAGAUGUUAAGACCAUGGAAUGGGAUGAAUUGGAUGAGCUUCUUCAGGUUGAACGUAAAGUUGAAGAUGGAAAUAAGUUAUAUCAAACAAUGCCAGAAAAUCUGCCAUCGAUUAGUUCACAAAGUAGUACCGAGGCAUUACCGCUUUCCUCUCAAUCAAGUUUUGAUAAAUCUGAUUCCCGCGAAAAUUCAGAAGCGAGCAGCCCUAAUCAUCAGAGUAGUCGUGGCAAUGACAGCAGCGUAACUAGCACACCAACGCAUAGUCUAGGUAGUUCGUCCAGUACCGAUACACCUGUUUACCAUGGAACACCAAAUCGAAAUGGUACGCUUCGAAGGGUAGAAUAUUUCGAUAGUCUGGAGAAAAGUAUGUCUGGUAAUAGAUCAAUCAGUACCGAUGACAGUUGGAUAGAAAAGGGCUUAAAUAGAUCGAUGUCUGGACCUGACUGUCUUCAGAGACAUCGAACUGAUAGUGAUACAGAUUCCGUGAAUUCUCUUCAGUUUAGGGAGGAUGAUAACAUGACAAUGUCUACUGAUAGUGGCUUAGAGCUGGAUGGUGUAGUUUUACGACGAAAACAAGGAUCUACUGCUAUUCGACGUCGUCCUGGAGGUCGACGACAAUCUCGAAGCCGAUUGCGGCGUCGUUGUUCCAUUAAUGGACAUUUUUACAACCGAGAAACCAGUUUCUUCACGCCACCGCAUGGAUCGCAAAUGUCCGUGUGGAUUACGAGUUUAGUGAAUACUCAAGAAGUUAUCAAUCUCAUGUUAGAUAAAUAUAAAGUCGAUGCCAAACCUGACAACUUUGCUUUGUUCGUGGUUCGUGAUAAUGGCGAACAGAGAAGAUUACGAGAUGACGAAUAUCCUCUGGAAGUUCGUGUCGUGUUGGGUCCACAUGAAAACGUUGCACGGCUCUUUUUAGUAGAUAAACUAUCCACACCGGAAAUUAGCUCUGACGUUGCGCAGUUUCUUAAUCUUUCUUUGGCGGAGUGUCACGGUAUUUUGCAGCGUUAUCAUUAUGAGGAAGAGCGCCAGAUUCUUCUACUAAAGGAAAAGUAUAAAGAAAUGCGACGAAGAAUACGGCAAAGAAUGGAAGAGUUAAAGGUCCGACUAUAGUUAGUAUCCACUAUAUCAUUAUUUUUUUAUUAAUUUUCAUUGGAAAAUCCUUCCUUUUUUCUUUAUAUAUAUAAAUUAUUCAUCAAAAUGUAUUGUUGUAAUCGUCUUGAAGGUAUGUAUUGCAAUAACGAUACAUAAUCUUUAGUCUAUGAUAUAUCUAAACGUUCGAACGUACUAAAGAGAUUUAUUACCAUUUUUGUUGAUAUUUUUAAAACUUGUUGCUGAAGAACUAAUUCCUAUAAAUCUUUAUCUCUUCAGUUUUUAAUAGUUCUUAGUAUAUAAUAUUAUAAACCGAAUAACGUUUAUUAUAAUUAAGUUUGUAAUCUCUGAUUCGAUGAAUCACUUAACACGAACGUACUACCGUUAUAUUUUAAAGGAAUUAGUUUCUCGAAGCUAACGUGAAAUGCAGCAACUAUAAAAACGACUUUGUAGCAGAGAUCUCGUGCGAUUCGACCCCGAACCACUCAUUUUAUUGGAAAAGUGAUUUACGUUCGAGCGUGCAACGAGCGAUAACAUGCUAACACAUUAUAGCCUAAAGUCUAGUUGUUACAUUAUCCAGCUUUAUUCAUUAUUUUUUUCAUGUUUUUGUUGCAUUUAUUCGUAGUCAUUUGCGCGCAGCUACUAUCGAAUUACUUAGUGCAAUUUAACUAGAAAUUCGUCUAUCUAAACGAUAUAUUUUUUAAGUCGACUGUUUAUCGAGCAAAAGUCACGCGAUCAGCCAAGCCAUCGAUUAAACAUGAUGUCUUAUCAAAUUGUUAUCAUUGCAAGUAUAAUGCAUUACUAUAUUGCUAAUAUCACUAAAAAACCAGCGAAAUCGAAUUAAAUUUAUGGUUAGGAUGGACAUCAUUGACGUAAUUAGGUAGAGCCUAAAUUGAUCUUAAUCCCACCUUAAAAAUUAUUAGAACGAAUACCGAACCGGCUUCCUUAGAGGUUAUGGUGACAUAGGGAGAGGAGAUACAUUCAUUACAAUAUUUGGGAUUCGUUCAUUUAUGAUUUAAAAAUUAAAAAAUUAAAAAAUUUUGAAGUUUGAAAAUUUUUAAUAUGUAUCUAUUAGUUUUUAGGAAUGUUUGUGUUUCCUUUCUUUAUAUUGCCAUUUUUUAAAUAUCCUAGUUACGUCAAUGUUCUUGUAGCAAAUAAGUACCAUAUUAAGUCAAUUUCCAAUUAAUUUCUGAUCGAAACAGAACAGAAUUUUAAUAACAGAACUAAUACUUCCCGUUUAGAACGAAAUAUGAUUAGAAUCUAAACGCAAGGCUGUCCAACUUCGUACCUCGUGAGGAUUUUAAUAAUUUUCUUUCCACGUAGGUGCCAAAAAAAAAAAACGAAAGAAAAAAAGAUGUAUAUUGAAUGGAGAAUGAACA